AUGGAGGAGUUAUCAGGAAGCAAUGCUUCUUUAAAGAAGAUAUUCGAAAAGAAAUUGCAAGGGUUUGUUGAUGAAGUGGAAAAUAAUCACAUGGUCUGGUUACAAGAAAUCCUGGAAGAAGCCGCAAAGAUGUUUUGUAGAGAUGAGCCAGAUGCUGAUGUUGUUGCAGAGUGUCUUUCUGUGGUAGAAGAGGUUUCUGUAUUUCUGUAUUUUUUUGAUGCAUCAUGCAAGGCUGAAGACAGUCUGAUUGCUCAGCGUGCUACACAAGGUUCUUCCAAAAGAAAUGCUGAAAAAUGUAGCAGUCCUCAUGAGGUUACCAUAACUAAUGAUCAAAACAAAGGCAAUGGCAAGGCUGAACAUUCUACAGACCUCAAGAAAAGACAUGCCUACAAGGGAACAAAAGCAGAGUUAAAGAGUCAGGGAGAAGAUUGUCAGGCUGAUAAGCCAGUUAGUCCAGUGAAGAAAUCUCUGCCUGUUGUCACUGUUCCUAAAGGCUACAGUGCAAUGAAACCGCACACAAAGUCAUUCCUUCAUACUGCGCAAAGAAACCAGUUGUUGAUGUCUACCUCAAACUCACUGGGUCAAUCAGCCAUUGUCAAAUCUUUCAUUAAAAACACUACCCCACUCAAAGUUGAUACCAAGGACAAAGGCAGAGAACGCUUUGAAAUACUGAAAAAGAAUGUAGAUCAAGUAACAGAGCGAAUAAAGAAAGUGGAAGAGGAAAAGAAACGGAAACUAGAAAUGGAAAGACACAGCAAGAAAGCAAGAGUGGAGUUAAAGAUUCAGGGAGAAGAUUGUCAGGCUGAUAAGCCAGUUAGUCCAGUGAAGAAAUCUCUGCCUGUUGUCACUGUUCCUAAAGGCUACAGUGCAAUGAAACCGCACACAAAGUCAUUCCUUCAUACUGCGCAAAGAAACCAGUUGUUGAUGUCUACCUCAAACUCACUGGGUCAAUCAGCCAUUGUCAAAUCUUUCAUUAAACACACUACCCCACUCAAAGUUGAUACCAAGGAAAAAGGGAGACAACACCUUGAAAUGCUAAAAAAGAAAAAAGAUCAAGAAAUAAAGCGAAUAAAGAAAAUGGAAGAGGAAAAGAAAUGGAAACUAGAAGAAAUGAAAAGAGAACAAGAACUUCUUGAAAAAGAAAAGGCUAUUGCUGUACAGUUGAAGGCUAAGAGGGCAGUUGAAGAAAAGUCUGCUUUGGAGGCUGCCAAAGAGAAGGGGAGACUACAAAAAGAAACAGUGGAAAAAGAGAAAUUAAGGCAAAAACAACUGCAUAAGGCUAAUUUGGAAAAUGAACUCAAAGAAAAACAGAAGGAAGAGAAACCGGCAAAGGAAGAACCAGAUACCUCUAGCAGUCACAAGACAUUGAACAUUACUAUUGAUUUAGAAAUAUCUCCUCAGUCAUAUGAAAUGACUCCUAAAGGUCAUAUUAAGACUAUUGAGCAGUUAGACUCAGAUGACUAUGGGAUGGAUCUAAAAAGUGAUGAUUCAACUGAUGACGAAAAUGCUCCAAGAAAACCCAUUCCAUCCUGGGCAAAAGGGCGAAAGCUAAUCCAGGCAAUAAAGUAUCAUUACUAUAAUCCUGCUGAUCAUGACAAACUGUUCGGUGAGAUUGAACCACCUAAUCUGGAGGAAAUCUUUAGUAAAACUAAUAUGCAUAAAGCCUUUACUGUUUGCUUCCCAAGUGAUGAGGUACAGUUUGAAUGUGGUCUUGAUGAUCCAGAUUUGUUCAAUGAUCUUACAGUGGAAGAACAAGAGGCUGUUGAGGAGUCCAUGGUCAGAAACAGUAAACAAAAACGCUUACAAUGCUUUGCGCACACCUUGUGGCAUUGUAAUGAGAUAAUGUUAUUCAUUUCACCAAACCUUGUGGAUGAUCGGCAUAUGUUGUUAUUUCUGGUAAAAGAUCUGAUUUUGAAAGAUAAGUCUGAAAAUUAUCAGCCAGUGGAUACUGCAGAGGAACACAGCCAGGAGUGA
Molecule: messenger RNA, 1974 nt
Organism: Polypterus senegalus (gray bichir)
Lineage: Eukaryota; Metazoa; Chordata; Cladistia; Polypteriformes; Polypteridae
Product: inner centromere protein A-like
Exons: 16
Coding region: 1-1974 (657 amino acids)
Biological process (GO): meiotic spindle midzone assembly; mitotic cytokinesis; metaphase chromosome alignment
Cellular component (GO): nucleus; kinetochore; midbody
Molecular function (GO): protein serine/threonine kinase activator activity
Source: RefSeq, a predicted model, not a curated record